GAGCAAGCCUCUCACUUACACAGAUGUCGAUGUUUUGAUGACAAUCAUGUGAUAAUUAACCGACACUAUUGUUAGCAAUACAAUGGUUAAAAUGAGCUCGAUGUAUUGUCUAUACCGCCACAAGAAGGAAGAAAAAGGAUGAGAAGAUGUUAAGACAUCGUCGUGUUCACUCAUCUACCUAUAUUUCGCCGUAGAUGAGCUAAAUCGUGUAUGGUUUGGCAUCACGUUAACUUAAAGCUCACACUCACUGGCACAGAUUUUAGUGGCUGGUCGACUGAUCCGGGAGCUUGGGUAUAUAGUCGCUCCGUUAAAGGACCUCGGAAAUCACAAUGGCGUACACAUUUUACCAUGCAGUCACUUUUGUUCUCACAUUUAUGAGUUAUGCAUUUUUCCAUGCAACCAGAAAGACUUUCAGCAAUGUGAAGACAACAGUAUCGGAGGAAUGGACUCCGUCAUUUUACAACGAGACACAGUGUAACAAUGAAACAUGUCAACCAUAUGAUUUAUGGAACUCUCAUCAUCUAUUUCAAAAGCGAGGAGAAGAUACAGAAUUUCUGGGAGUUUUAGAUGCAGCUUUCAUGAUCUCCUAUGCUGUUGGGCUGUAUAUCAGUGGAAUGCUUGGAGACAGGUUCAAUUUGAGAUUGGUGCUGUCCUUUGGAAUGUGUUCAUCUGCAGUUUGUGUCUUUAUCUUUGGAUGUUUGUUUGAGUGGAUACAUUUCUACAACAAGUACAUGUAUGUGUUGAUAUGGAUCCUGAAUGGCCUACUACAGUCCACAGGGUGGCCUACCGUAGUCGCUGUCAUGGGCAACUGGUUUGGAAGGUCAAGUCGAGGGUUCGUGCUUGGUCUGUGGAGUGCCUGUGCCUCUGUUGGUAACAUCAUCGGUGCUCUCAUGGUUUCUUCCGUGUUGGACUACGGGUAUGAUUAUGCGUUCCUUGUUCCGUCCUCAUUCUUAUUUGCUGGGGGAAUCCUCAACUUCUUUGCCUUAGUGCCCUCCCCAAAAGAUGUUGGCUUACCAGUGGCUGAUGAAGACAAAGAAAAACAUACUGAGGAUGAUUAUGAUAGCACCGUCAGUGUCAAUAACGGCCAGAUGGAAUCAGGCAUCACGAGUUUGCAUGAAUUCCAAACCGAGUCUGAAGAACCAUUGUUGGGAUCGAGCUCUGAUGUCGAGGUCAGUGGUGCUGCCCUGAACCGUGACAAAGCUGUGACGAUGCGACAGGCAGUGUGUCUCCCGGGAGUGGCUCUGUAUUCCUUGGCCUACGCCUGUCUCAAGCUUGUCAACUACUCGUUUUUCUUCUGGCUUCCAUUCUACCUUUCCAACUCAUAUAAAUGGGAGGAGUCUACGGCCGACAAAGUGUCAAUAUGGUAUGACAUUGGUGGCAUAAUAGGUGGAACUAUAGCUGGUAUUAUAUCAGACCGAUUAGAGAAGAGGACAUUAAUUGUGAUACCGAUGCUGGUCCUGGCCAUACCGUCUUUAUUUGGAUACAGUCAAUCUCCUAACAGUCUGGUGAUCAAUGGUGUACUGAUGACGGUCGUGGGGUUCUUUGUUGGUGGCGUCUCUAACCUCAUCAGUGCAGCAAUAGCGGCAGAUUUAGGGCGACAGGGCCCAGUCGCUGGGAAUCAGAAGGCCCUAGCAACCGUCACCGGCAUUAUCGACGGUACUGGCAGUGUGGGAGCAGCCAUUGGCCAGCUUCUUGUGCCAGCCAUUCAAAAAGAAGCUAAUGGUAACUGGGUUCCAGUUUUCGUCUUCUUCAUGAUAAUGACAUUCCUGACCGGUGUAUGCAUAUUUCCACUAUUUAUCAGAGAAGUGAAGGACAUGAGAAAGCGCUACACAUGCUCGUGGUUCAGGGGCUGCCACAAAUAUCCCCUCUACUCCGACAAUAGCUUCGAGGACGACGACGAGCCAGUCAUAAUACCGGCAGAAAAUGAAAUAUCUUGAUGACUAUAUCCCUCAAGUUAAAUUGGUUCAAAAAUCUGUGCCAUAUAAGGUGUUUAUGGUGAAAAUGAUAUUGUUUUAAAAUGUUGAUUUAUAUCUACAGGUAAAUAUUUUAAGGAAAUCAUACGUUAAGGGUUAUUCCAGAAUCAUUGAGUGCAAGAAAGGUGGAGGCUACUUACCUAGAAAUAUAUAGGUGAUCAAAUUAUCCAGAAUGCACCCAGCGUUAUUGUGUGACGGUAAAUUAUUUUACAUUAUUUGAUAAGUGAUGCAUCUCUAAAGAAUUUCCUUUCCCUCCCAUACAAUCGCUUUGGAUUUGCUAUCACCAUUUUUCCUAAAUAAACUUGAACUGCAAAAAGUUAUGUCAUUUGCUUUGUCAAAAUUUGUAAUCUCAAUAUUUGUCUUUAAAAUUCCUUUAUACAAUAUGUUUUUUUUUUAAAUUUUUUUUUAUAUUGAAAAUAUGUCUUAUAAUAAUCCAUUUUAAAAAAGAACAUAUAUUGAAAUACUGCCAGAUUUAUGACAAUGAUCAUUUUACCCGAUUAAAUAAUUUUAACCACGUUUUAAUAUCAGGGAAAGCAAAUGAGUUGUUUGUUUAAUAUUCCCACUCUGCUAUACUUGUCCUCACAUUUGUCUGCAGCUUAUUUAAAAGAUUUUUAACAGUUAUUCUAACAUUCAAAACCAAGAUAUUUGAAACAAUGACAUUUAAAGUUUAAUAUAUCGUAAGCCUUUUAUGAAGUAAAAAUUGUGUAAAAAUUCUGGAUUUUACCUCAACUAUUGUAAUAGUGAUAUGCUCUUUUAAAAGUUUAAUUUUAUUAAAUGUGCCACAAAACACAAAAGUAAAAAAUAGAAAAUGUGGAUAUAUACAGUUUUGAUUAAAUAUAAAAUGAAAUGUUUUUAAGUGUACAUAUUGAUUUUAUUGUGUCAAAUGAUUUACUGAAUAACACUGUGUUCAUACAAUAGUAAGAAACAGCCGAUGUGGAAAACAUAUUGCCUAUAUGAUGUGUGCAUGUUGACUUUUGAGUACCUGUACAGUGUUCUAUGAUUUCCUUUACACUUGACUAAUAUUUAAAGUAGUUUACAGUGGUUGUGUACAAGUUCAGGUGUGUCAUGAUCCUUAAUUUACAUGUGCCUGUUAUUUUAAUUACUCAUUUAUUUUAUUGCAUGCAAGGUGUUAUUCAUAUCUUACUAUUUUUCCUCAAAUAUUUUUAAAAUCUCAUUAAAACUUGUUUUCAUAGGUUAAAUUUUUCCUCAUAUUUGUUUGUCUCUCUAAAACAAGUCAUACUUUAAAACAGAUGUAUUGCCAAUUUCAUAAAGCUUUGUUUUGUUUUUACAAUGUAAUGUAAACUGAUGGGAUGGGUCAGUGUGCUCUAUUUAAAUCAUAUUAUCAGGUGUACAUGGUAAACAAUGUAUCGUAAUCAUGGAUUGUCAGAAAGAUUUGCAAAAAAACUGAUUAAAGUGUCGGAGUAAGUUGUUAUUUAAGUCUAGUGGGUUAUUAACAAACAGAAAACUGCACACUUGCCUGGGGGUACUUCCGAUCCCACUAAUGGGGUAGGUCAUCUUCUUGUCUGCUCCAUAAUACAUGUAUUGAUUUGUCAGUGAAGGAUAUACAAAACUAGGGUGACAGAGACUCUUCAAUGCCUACUUCUGGUCAAUUUAGUCUGAUCAUUCAAUAAAUGUAAACAAAGUAUUUGAAGUUGUAAGUGUUCAUUCUUUCGAUUAAAUUGAAUGCUGCAGUAAGAUCAAGGCAAUGCAACAUCAUCUUAAACUAGUAAUAGAUUCUUCAGAAAGCUCUCAUGUAAAAACAGAGUAUAAAAAAAAUGUUGAUUUAAAAAGGAAUCAGUUUGGACAGGUCCACCUGUACUCCAAACUGAAAUAUUUUUGUCAACAUUCUAAUACUGAUAUGUAUGGAAAUGGCUACAUAUGAUGUUUAAAUGUAUAUCAGUUAUAUAUUUUCCUAUUGAUAACAAAUACAUACAUCACAUAUAACUAGGACUAAAACAUACUACAUCAUAUGUGAAUUUAUUGCAAAAUAUAUACAUGUAUUGAUAUGGUCAUUAUCCAGUUAGAAUUUCCAAUGCAGCAAUUUCCACAUCCAAUUUUUAGCUCACCUGUCCUUGUUUUAAAAGUAUUUUUCUCCCAAAUUCUGCUGAAGUUACAACAGAACAGAACUUAAUUGAACAUUGAGAUCGAUACAAAAGAUACAUGAGCACCAAUAGACAGCAUUGGAAUAAGUAAGUUAGUCUGGAGACUGAAAUGUUGGCAUAAUACAUUCCAGAAAGUUACAAAUGUUUUUCAACAAUUUCAUACGAGACACAAAUUCUACUUCAUAAAGGUGCUGAUUCUAUUAUACAUGUCUAUGCUUCAUCAAAUUGUGUUCAUCAAUCGACGUCAUCGUGAAAUAGGUUUACACUAAUCCAAACUGCUCAGGAUCCUCUGUUCCACAGAGUUUUGAAACACAUGUGAAAUAUAGCCUGAAUCACUUGAGGUUUUAUAGAAGAGUGAAAAUUGACUGUUGUGUGGUAUGUAAUAGGGUGGAUAAUACUGAGAAAACAUACAAUGUUUAUGCUGUUAUAAUGAUAAGUUAAUUUAAUUAGAAUAGACACACAUUUCUGUAAAAAAAAUGUGAACUGAGAUUAUUUUCAUUCCUAUUUUCAUGAAAUAAAUGAGAAAUGCUCAAUGUUCGAGUAGUAUUUGAUACAAACCUUAGUUACCACUGUUGCUAUGAUAUAAUGAUACUACUGUUGCUAUGAUAUAAUGAUACUACUGUUGCUAUGAUAUAAUGAUACUACUGCUGCUACACUUUACAUGGUACAACAUAUAAUCUUAUAAUCCUUGGUUACUUCAAUAAAAUUCAUCAGUUUUGAAAUACAUGUAUAUCAAAGUUUUACUUUAUGCACGAAGAAUGUACGUAUUAAACAUGUCGCAACAUGGUAGACAGCAUCCGGUAGACUAGCAAUCUCCGUUCCUUUAUAUAGUUUUAACAUAACUGUUUUUAAUCAUUUGGGGAAGCCUUCUGUUUUAUCAAUCAUGCCCUGAGUCAAUUUACACUCCAGUAUUAGGAGAUCGACUCAAUACCAGAAGAAGAAAGUUUCAACACAGACUGGUCCCUUUGUCAAGUUAUCACUCAAGCUUCUGUCAUAGCUUGACAAGGGGACCAACUUGUGUUGAAACGUAGGCGAUUUUGUUUGUGUAUGGAGUAAAACUUUGAUAUCAUAAUAUUUUUUUAUCACUGCUGUGUAAAUAAUUCAACUGUAAUAGGAUAUAUAUGCAGUUCUUCACAUAUCAUAAGUAUAAACCUUAGAUUUGUUAAAGAGUUAUCUCCCUUAUAUAAAUUGUCUAUAUUACAAGUUAAUUAGUUUUAAACUUUCUGAAAUCUAAUUAACGCCACAGUAUGUUAGCAUAUGUUCUAAAAAGAGAAAGCAUAAGUUCUAAAAAGAGAAAGCAUAUGCUCUAAAGAGAUUUUUGUUUGAGAUUUUUAUACAAAAGUGCAGCAUAUGGCAGCUUUUACUCUACAGUAUAUUACGUUUAUAUUACAUGUGCAAUUUUAUUUUGACUUAAAUUCAUGUUAAGUAUUGACUGUGUAUAAAAGUAACAAAUAAAUCAAUAUUUCUAUACAAACCAUACAUUUUUAGUUAAACAUUAAUAAAAGUUUUCGAAAAUAAGUACAGAAAGUGUCGGAUUUUAAAAUCUAGUAUGCACCGAAUGUGAACCAUUUACUGCAAUAAUGCUUUAUUUCCAUCGUACUCAUUUAGCAUACAAUAUAUUUAGGAUCUUACAUAAGUUUCCAUUUCAUAUGAGAUUUAUGAAAUGAGUCUAAGAAUUUUGAAAUUCGUGAAGAGUUUCAUAAAUUUC
This is a messenger RNA of Mizuhopecten yessoensis (Yesso scallop), 5783 nucleotides long. Its product is annotated as sugar phosphate exchanger 3-like. The record is from RefSeq and is a predicted model, not a curated record. Lineage: Eukaryota; Metazoa; Mollusca; Bivalvia; Pectinida; Pectinidae. The transcript has 18 exons. Gene Ontology annotation, biological process: transmembrane transport. Gene Ontology annotation, cellular component: endoplasmic reticulum membrane. Bases 330 to 1937 code for a protein of 535 amino acids. Gene Ontology annotation, molecular function: transmembrane transporter activity.